Engraulis encrasicolus (European anchovy) is the source of this 3256-nucleotide messenger RNA. It is a transcript of the gene htra3b, whose product is annotated as HtrA serine peptidase 3b. The transcript is spliced from 9 exons. Bases 411 to 1826 code for a protein of 471 amino acids. The record is from RefSeq and is a predicted model, not a curated record. Lineage: Eukaryota; Metazoa; Chordata; Actinopteri; Clupeiformes; Engraulidae. Gene Ontology annotation, cellular component: extracellular region. Gene Ontology annotation, molecular function: serine-type endopeptidase activity; protein binding. Gene Ontology annotation, biological process: proteolysis.
AGCAGUGCACGGUUAGAGACGAAUUUAAAAGCAGCGCGUGCAUGCACAGCUAACUCAUUCAACCAACUGUCCUGCAACAGUUCAGGAGACUUGCACUUUUGUUUUACGGAGUAGUCCAGUGUAAUUGCUCACGAUUUUUGCCUGCAGCACAAAAUAGAACUUGCCAUUGUGUUCCCCCAAAUGAUGAGAGGAUUGUUUCUUUUUUGCGCAGCAAGAGAGUCUGUCUUCUUUGAAUGGGGAUCUCCCAACUGUGUACGCCUGGCGUAGGCAAGAAGACCCUUGAGACGCACAACGCCGGCCAUCUGGAGAUGCACUCAUUGUAGUUUUGUUUACUUCGGCGACUACUUCGUCUUUUCUUUUUUUGUCUUUCUUUUGCCUAGUAACGAUUCACCACGUCGUAUAGCUUAAAGAUGCAGGUGUACAGCUUUGUUUUCGCAGCAGUUUUAUUGUACAUCAGGAGUUUCGUGGAAGCGGAGCCCACGAAAGCUAACAAGUGCCCUGCGCGGUGCGACGUGAGCACUUGCCCAAGCCCCAGCUGCCCGAGCGGGUAUGUCCCCGACCGGUGCAACUGCUGUUUGGUUUGCGCACAGGGCGAAGGAGACCCGUGCGGCCGCAAAGACGACCUGCCCUGCGGCGACGGGCUGGAAUGCAAGCACCCUGCCAACAAGCGGCUGUCCAAAGGCGUGUGUCAGUGCCGAUUCACAAGCAAGGUAUGCGGCAGCGAUGGAAAGACCUACGGGAACGUGUGCCAACUGAAGGCGGUGAGCCGCAAGGCUCUCCAACAAGGUCUCUCCGGUGUCACGCAGAUCCACAAAGGCGCCUGCGAAACUGACCUAGGUCCAAUACAUCCCAACAGCCCGCGGUACAAGUUCAACUUCAUUGCUGACGUGGUGGAGAAGAUCGCUCCUGCUGUGGUCCACAUUGAGCUCUUCCUCAGACAUCCUCUGUUUGGCCGGACGGUCCCUCUGUCCAGUGGCUCUGGCUUCGUGAUGCUGGAGUCGGGCCUGAUUGUGACCAACGCCCAUGUGGUGUCCAGUACCACCCCAGUGUCCGGCCGACAGGAGCUGAAGGUCCAGAUGCACGACGGGGAGGUGUACGAGGCCACCAUCAAGGACAUAGACAAGAAGUCCGACAUCGCCACCAUUAAAGUCAACCCUCAGAAAAAGCUGCCCGUGUUGGUGUUGGGCCACUCCACUGACCUGCGUCCGGGUGAGUUUGUGGUGGCCAUCGGCAGCCCCUUCGCCCUGCAGAACACGGUGACCACGGGCAUCGUCAGCACGGCCCAGCGGGACGGCAAGGAGCUGGGCAUCCGCGACUCCGACAUGGACUACAUCCAGACAGACGCCAUCAUCAACUAUGGAAAUUCAGGAGGGCCGCUGGUGAAUUUGGACGGGGAGGUGAUUGGAAUCAACACCUUGAAAGUGGCAGCUGGGAUCUCCUUUGCCAUCCCUUCAGUCAGGAUAACACGAUUCCUCAACGAAUCCCUCGGAAAACAAAGCAAAGAAAUCCGAAGUGUUAAGAAGCGUUUUAUUGGAAUACGCAUGCUGACGAUCACACCGAGCCUGGUGGAGGAGUUGAAGCAGGAGAACCCCGACUUCCCAGAGGUCACCAGCGGGAUCUACGUCCACGAGGUGGUCCCCAACUCCCCUGCUCAGAAGGGCGGCAUCAAAGAUGGCGACAUCAUCGUGAAGCUGAACGGCAUGCCGCUGCUGACGACCUCCGACCUGAAGGAGGCGCUGACAGAGGAGACGGCCCUGCUGCUGGAGGUGCGCCGCGGCAACGACGACCUCCUCUUCAACAUCCAGCCCGACGUCAUCAUGCACUGAGGAGCGAACACGUCACGGAGCAGUGACGACAAAAGGACAGAGGGGACAGAAAGCUCAUGCUUGACAUGAUUUGACUGUCAACGACAAUGCUAGACAUGACAAACUGUCAAAGACAAUGACUAGUCAAACUGUCAAUCAAGACGGACAAAAGCCAAUCAAGACUGAGAAAAGACAAUCAAGACUGAGGAGGAGGAGGACAAGGGUUGUCAUUUUGUGACCUUAUGCGACGAAAGAGAACAGCUUGGUUGAAGGCUAUUAGUAGCCCUAUCCCGUAAGCUGAUUGAUGCUCUUGGAAAAGUCUACAAAGUUGUGACUCUGCUUUGACAGUCGAGAUGAAACAGCCUUAAGGCUUCAGCUUAUGGCCAGCCUUUAUGAAAUUAACAGCUUGGAUGUACAGUGCGGCUGGCCAGUUAUAGUACUGAAGAUGUUGGCCAGUUUUAGUAGUGAAUGGGUUGUACAGGUCUUAUACCAUGACAAAUGCCUCCUGAGAUUUGAAUUUCAGUUGAGACUGUUCGAAUUGUGUGAUUCAGUGCUCUGGUUUAUUCUCGAUUAUCAUUACGAUAUGCUGUAAUUUCUUUUUUUCCCCUCUGUAUGACAUGUCCACUUCAAUGGGCCACAGGUGUAACAGACACAUAGAAAUGUAUCGAAACCGUUUACAGUAUUAAGAUAUUUUAACACUGACCUUUCUACUGGUGCAGGUUUAGCACUCGGUUCCUCAAAACAUGGAGAUGGAUGUUUAAUAUUGUUGGUUGUUGCUGGAGACACCACAUCUGAAAUGUCUUUGCUUCAAUUAUGAGGCCGUGAGAACAUGAAACCUAAGCCUCGAACCUCCUCAAGAGUCUGUGUAACAUCAACACACAAAAACCAAACUAGCUGGUAUGAAUCCAAUAACAGAUGUGACGAAAACUGGGAGAAGUCAACACACGUGGGGAGAAAUGAAGUAUGACAUGAUGAGCUGGUUGUUUGUCUUUCUUGAGUGAAAGUAAUUGUAGGACCAAAGCAUUGUACUUGUUUUGUUCUUUGUUGUAUUUUUUUGUAAAUUGAGCUGUUGUUUUGUCUUAUGUGCAGGUGUGUUUGGUAAGAUUAUCUCGUUUAGAACCUAUUAGGGGGGACCAACAAUAGCACUUAUGGAUCUACAUAUAGUAUAGGGAGCUGAACUUAAACCUUAAUAACCAUGUUUUGUACUGUAAUGUUUAUAUUCAAGAUUUAAUUUUGGAAUAGGAGAAAAAAAUAGUAUUAGUAAAGGUAGCCCUGGAAUAGGCACCUUAUGGAACAGGUUUUGGGACCGUUUUUUAUACUGUAUUCACAUUUUAAAGAUUUUAGGGUGUUUUUUUUAUUUGGUUGCAAAUACCUGCAGGGUGUAUCCACCGGAAUGAGUUUUAUACUGUUUCUACACAACAAUAAACAAGGUGGUGUUUUUGGACGUUUGA